AUGGGGACUGUCAAUCAAGGAUUCUUGGAGAAUAUUCCAGAUGAUAUGGAUAUCAAACAAUUAGACUGGUGCGGAUUUGUUGUAGCAUGUCUGAAAUCAAGUCGUAUGAUGUGGAGAAGAUUGGACGAUAAGUGCGUUUACAGUGGUCCCAUUGUAUUUCUUUUGUUGUUUUACCUUAGUUGCACAAAAGUUGAGGAUGCCACAUUUCAAAGUCCAACUACUGGAAUGAUGUAUUGGACAACAGACAUGUUAGAUAAGAGGGAGUUAGAAGAGUUGUCUAAAGGAGGUUUCGGAAAUGUAAUCAUAUCAUCACAACACAUGAGCAUGAACCACACUAAACAAGAAGAUGGCGAGGACGAUGAUGCUGCUGGAUCUGAAAGAGAUUGUAAAUCUCCUGCUGGUUUUAUUGAACAUGUAGUUCAAGAAACAUCACAAAGUGAAAAUGAUGCAGAUAACAACUUGAAGGAUAUUAUGAGCGAAAUUAACAUCGAAUUCAAUGCAUGCGACAAUGCAAUGCGAGCUAUACAGAAGUUGUUGAUGCAAGGUGUAAAGAAGUUUCCAGAUUCUGUCGAACUGCGCAUGUUAGUAACUAAAAGGCAUCACGAAUUCAAUCUGGCUUGGCCAGAUUUUUCAACAUCUGUUGACUCUCAUGCUGGGACAUUUUUCAAUGGAGCCGCGACACCUGUUAUGCCAGUCCGAGAUAAUACAGCUGAAACUAAAGUUGAUCAGUUUACGGAAGCUCAAAUGGCAGAUGAGCCACUUAUUGAUGUUGUGGUCGUUGAUCCAAACAAAGUUCUUAGACCAAUCGAGGACAGAGUGUCCGGUUGGAUUUUCGCAGGGCUGGACGAGGAAUGGGAUCUUGUAUUUGAAUCAACUUUUGGAGAUAGCGGACAUAGGGAAUUUUUGAGAGAACUACGCAGAAAUAAGAAGUCACCAUCAAGGAUGUUUUUAUCCUGCACACUUCUGAGCAACUUCAUACUGGAUGAGGCGAUUUGUAUUGAGCAGCGAUACAAAAGGUUUGUUGAUCGCAUGAAUGAGCAUAUCGAAAAAUUCAAACAAUGCACAAGCUUCAAAGAUGUGGACCUUGUAUUCUUCCCCGUGCUUGACAAUGAACAUUACUACCUUAUUGUCUUUGAUUUCAUAAAAUCCGAAUGUGUAAUCAUAGACAACAUUUACCGUGAAGAGUCGAUUGAAGUGCUUUAUGGAAACGUGCCUAACGAUCUGAAAAUAUUGUUUACUCUGUACAUUGAUGCUUGGAAUCAUCCAAGAAGAAAUUCAAUGAAGAGUGCAAUCAUAGAUCGUCUAUGGAAUGGAUGA
Messenger RNA from Lactuca saligna, 1317 nucleotides. The record is from the annotation of a GenBank genome assembly. Lineage: Eukaryota; Viridiplantae; Streptophyta; Magnoliopsida; Asterales; Asteraceae.